AAAUGUGAAAAGUCAAGUUACUUCUAAAAAUAUAUUCCACGAUAUAUAGAUCACUUAUUAUUCAAUACGUGUCAUUGUAAAAUGAUAAAUUCUUGAGUUUUGCACUGUAAAUCAGUAUCAGUGUGUUUAUAUUUUUAACCUACAAUAAAAAUUAAACAUGGCAAGGUCGCCGACUGAUGAUUUAAGAUUCGGCGACAUACCGCUCAAUAGUUGGAAUUUCUGCACGGAAACAGGUGACAACAAUCAACCUGCUCCAAUGAACGAGAGAAAACCCACGCCGAUCCCAAGCAAUACCGCCACAAUGGCAGAAAAUAACAUUUACAACACUCCAAACUACAGCAAAGAUGUUUAUCUAAAUAAACAUCAUUUUAAUGUUCAAACUAACGAAUGCAUUGGAAAUAAAGAAGAAAACUGUUCGUAUAAUGUACCUAAUGGUUCAAUAGGUAACGCAAACUAUGGUAAUGCGAUGCUUAAGCUAGAUAAUGGCCAGCUGGUAAGAGUGUUCUAUGAUGAAAACAAUCAACAACUUAUCUUCCCUAAAUCUGGGCAGUACGAAUUGUUUAACAACAACCAGGGACUAUGUGAUAUGUCGAUGCAACAACACAACUUAUUUAAUAUGAAUCAAGAUUUUUCUGUCCCUAACAAUGUUCAUAUUCCCCCUCCUACUAAUGUACCGAGUAACUCAUUUUGUCAAGAAAAUAUGAAUGUGCAGUCAAAUAUGCAAACAUCAAACUUCAUAAAAGAAGUGAUAGGUAACUGGGAGCCAAACUCAUCAGGCACAUAUUCACCAUUUGGACAAAAUUAUCCACUGAAACAUCCUGAAGCACCAUCUUUAAAUAUUUUACCAAACAACACUAUAUUGGAUCCAAUUACUCAAUCACUGAAGUCGGAGAGCUCACCGAAGAGAAAUGAGAAUAGUCCUUUGGCUGAUACAAGUAACAAGAAGCGCAUUGUUGCAGAGGUAAAGCCAAUGCGACCCUCAUACUCAGAUGUGCUCGCUAAAAAUACUAAAAACAACCCCCAACCCGAAAAUACUAGAAAAGUAAAACCACAAGGUGUUGAAAAUAAAAAUAAACUAAGUUCCAAAAAUGAUAAGCCCCUUACUAAUGCAAAGUGUAAUGAUGAUAAGCAUAAAAUUGAUAAAAAACAAGCAAACACUGUAUCCUCUGGCAGUGAAUCAGGAGACAUCAAUGCAGAUGAUACAGACAGAAACAAAAAGGCAAACAAGAAGUCGAAAAACAAACGUAGUAAUAUGACUCGCAGAUGGUCAUCUCUUGAUGACUUAAAUGAUGAAAACGGAAUGAAAUUUGAAAAAUCUAAUGAAAGUCAAUUUGUCUUCAUACAAAACAACAGUGAUAAAUCUCAUAAAAAAGAUAAGAAAGAAAACAAAACAAAGAAUGUGGAGAAGAGUAACAUUGAAAAUGAUUUCAAGAUAGAUGAUGAUGAAGAUGAUCAGUCACAAUUCAUCCUGCACAAUGGCCAAACUGAAACAGCUAAAGUGAAGAAGAGAAAAGAGGGUCGGAGUUAUCACAAAACACCAAAACCAGCUCAGGAUAAAAAGAAACCGAACCAGAACAAAUUCAGAAGGAACAAGCCUGGCUACUUGGGUUUGGCUCAGAACUGGCUGGAGCAUUGGGCUGAUGUGACUUGGAAGGCAAUUGUAUGGUUCUUCUAUCUGCUUUCUGAUAUAUGUGGCAUGAGUUUACAUCUAUCUUUUGACCUCUGCACAUCAGCAUUUACCCAGACAUACAUGAGCUCACAGGCGGUGUGGCGCAGCAGUAAGGACUGGCUCUCCAAGAUGGCAGAUAACAAGUUCCUACUCUACAUUGACAGGAAACUCGGACACACAUACUUUGGAUUUUGGAGAAAACUUAAAUGGUUCAAGAAAGAAACAGAAAUUGAAACAAACAGCAAUGCAACUAAAUUGAACACAAACAUACCAUUGCCUGCCACUGGGGAAGAAGCUAUGAAAAGAUUACUUGCUUGUAAAGGAAAAGACCCAUACAGUAUCUUAGGUGUGAGCGUGACAUGCUCCGACGAAGACAUAAAGAGAUACUACAGGAGACAGGCGUUCCUCGUGCACCCUGACAAGAACCCUCAGCCCGGUGCCGAAGAGGCCUUCAAGAUACUGCAGCACGCGUUCGACCUCAUAGGGGAACCGGAAUUAAGAGAAGCGUAUGAGCGUCACGCGCUCGAAUCUCGGCACGUGGAAGCCGCUUGGAGUGAGCUCAGUCAGCUGCUGACACAGUUGCAAGACAAAAUGGAAUUUGCUGCUAACACAAUAAGAUGUACGAACUGCGGACGACGACACAAGCGCGUACUGACAGACAGGCCGUGUUACGCCGCCCGCUACUGUGCGCAGUGCAAGAUCCGACACUCCGCUAAAGAGGGUGACAUCUGGGCGGAGUCCAGUCUGAUGGGUCUGCUGGUGAUGUACUACGCGUGUAUGGACGGUGGUGUCUACCAGAUCACGCAGUGGGCCAGCUGUCAGAAGAAGAAUCUAAAGCAGCUGCGCCCGGACUGGCAUGUGGUGCAGUACCGCAUUGUGUUGGGCAACAAGGCUGCCGACGUCCACCAUUCCCCCGCCGCCGCGCCCACUGGUCACGAUCCUAACUUGGAAGAAUUCUUAAACAACUUGUACAGUAAGUCUGGGGCUUCAGCCAACAAUGCGAGCAAACCCGCGGACGUAGACAAGCGACGUCGCGCGCGCAAACAAAAGCCUUAAACAUAACACUCCAAUUUUAUGGAUGCUUAAUACAGAUUAUGUUAUUUCAUUUUUAAUUACACUAACUUAGUGAUAACUUAAUGUGCCGGAGUAAAAAAAGUUUGUUGUGAGAUUG
Papilio machaon (common yellow swallowtail) is the source of this 2840-nucleotide messenger RNA. Its product is annotated as dnaJ homolog dnj-5. NCBI's taxonomy places the organism in Eukaryota, Metazoa, Arthropoda, Insecta, Lepidoptera, Papilionidae. Bases 158 to 2725 code for a protein of 855 amino acids. The record is from RefSeq and is a predicted model, not a curated record. The transcript has 9 exons. Gene Ontology annotation, molecular function: dopamine receptor binding.